Messenger RNA from Lingula anatina, 1407 nucleotides. RefSeq lists its product as uncharacterized. Gene Ontology annotation, cellular component: membrane; catenin complex. Gene Ontology annotation, molecular function: calcium ion binding; cadherin binding; beta-catenin binding. The record is from RefSeq and is a predicted model, not a curated record. Gene Ontology annotation, biological process: multicellular organism development; cell migration; homophilic cell-cell adhesion. NCBI's taxonomy places the organism in Eukaryota, Metazoa, Brachiopoda, Lingulata, Lingulida, Lingulidae.
UAUUUCCAGAUCAAUUCAUCAACUGGUCAUCUGCAGUUACUAAUGCCACUGGACACAGACACAGAGGGUGCAAACAUAUACUUGAGACUUAAGGGAUACCAAGAGGAUAACUCUGACAAAUAUGCUGUUGCUAGUGUUAUCGUCUAUGUCACAGAGCAUGCACACACUCCCACGACAGUGAGCCCUGGGUUAACUAGACCUGGGGGAAUAUCACUAUACACCAGUGCUACUGGUGACUACAACUCUACAUCAAUAACUCCAACAUCCACCAACAUAUCUUCAGUGUCAGGGGCUACUGAUGCUGGAACCACCUCGAAUACUAGUGACAUUUUGGAAACAACAAUGGCAAGCGGCAAUGCUACAAGUAGAACAACUACGUCUGCUGGUACACAACCUUUGGUUCCUGAUGGAACCCUUAACACAGGCAGUUCUGGUAAUACAGUUACCCCCGCAACAGAUGGAACAGCCACUUUUAGUUCAUUUAUAUCAAGUGUGACUACACCUUUGAGUUCUGGGGGAGUGACAACAAGUGCUGCCACAAGAAAUACCAAUUUAUCUGGUUCACCAAACCCUGGAGAUAUUACAACACAAACAACUGAUAUUAUGCAUAAUACAAAUCUUUCUGAUUCCACUAUGAUAUCAUAUCCUAGCAUUCUGACUGUCACAGCUAACACAGUAGUCAUCGGCACAACCAAACACAAUUAUAACAGCACAUCCAACACAGCUGUAACCAUGGAGACGGGUCCCAGCAAAUGGCCUCCAGGUGGCACCACUGAGGACAGUAAUGAACACAGGAACAGCACAGGAACACCACAAAUAAAGAAUUACACUUCCAGUAGUUUCACUGACCAGAAUAUCACAGGCACAGGGGUAACUGAAUCAUUCAGUCCUGGUUUUACUGGACAGAAUGGUUCUGAAGCAUCUGGCACAACUUUUUCUUCUGUUGUUGUUACAAACAAUAAUGUGACUGAAACUCCCCAAGGAGACUUUAACAGUACCAUUUCCAGUGUCUCAAAUGAAACAGUCAUAAUGAAUUCCACAAAAUUAACAACUCAUAUAUGGAAAGAUUUUCCCAACACAACAGAAAUGUCAAAGCAGGUGACUCUGGGAACAACUGAGGGUGUUGUGGGGAAUCCUGCUGGUGCAGACAGCCAAGAGAUGUCAACAAACUCCUGGGCUGUAAAACUCUCUGUUGGGGCUGUCGUUGCUGUGCUGACCAUCGGCCUGCUUCUGGCAGCUUUUUUCGUCAGGAGUCGUUCUCGGGUGGGCACCAAGUACAUGUUAGACACGUAUGAUUUAGAGGAGGCCAAGCCACGGACAUAUCAAAGAGACAAAUGGAAUUCAACGCGAUACAAGUUAUUCUUAAGUCAGUCACCAAGUAAAAAAUGACAGAUAUAAAAGACAGAU